AUUGAGCUCAACUAGUUACACGGUUAGCACUAAUUAAGCUGGCCAAUGGAUCAGGGGGGAAAGGAAGGAGGAGGGGGAGGAGAAAGCACCAGGUACCGUGGGGUUAGGAAGCGGCCGUGGGGGAAGUACGCGGCGGAGAUACGCGAUUCCAACAAUCAUGGGGCACGUGUCUGGUUGGGGACUUUUAACACGGCGGAGGAGGCUGCUAGGGCUUACGAUAGGGCGGCGUAUGCCAUGAGAGGGCAAUCGGCUAUUCUUAACUUCCCGGAAGAGUAUCCCAUGGCUAGUGGAAGCAGAGGUGGUACUUCUGCUUCCCAUUCGGAAGCCUCUUCUUCUUCAUCGGCAAUGCGAGGCGGCGACCGCGGUAGGCAGGUUAUUGAGUUCGAGUAUUUGGAUGAUCAGGUGUUAGAGGAUCUCCUUGACGAUACAGAGAAAAAGGGUAAGAAAAAAUAAGAAGUGGCUUUAGAAUUUUCCAGGUACUUUAGGUUGAAGUGAUGACUAUAUAUGUAUACAUCUCAAGCUCUGUUGAUAAAGCACUCAGUUCAGAGUGCAGAGUGUGUUUUUUCACUUCUUCUUUCUAAAGAAAAAAUUAUUAGUAACUAUAUAUUCUGGUUUUUUCCUUAAAAAGAAAAAAUGAAAAGUUUUACUUGAU
This is a messenger RNA of Rubroshorea leprosula, 652 nucleotides long. The record is from the annotation of a GenBank genome assembly. Lineage: Eukaryota; Viridiplantae; Streptophyta; Magnoliopsida; Malvales; Dipterocarpaceae.